Messenger RNA from Psammomys obesus (fat sand rat), 493 nucleotides. Its product is annotated as activating molecule in BECN1-regulated autophagy protein 1-like. Gene Ontology annotation, cellular component: intracellular membrane-bounded organelle. The annotation marks the transcript as partial. Lineage: Eukaryota; Metazoa; Chordata; Mammalia; Rodentia; Muridae. The record is from RefSeq and is a predicted model, not a curated record. Gene Ontology annotation, biological process: autophagy. Gene Ontology annotation, molecular function: protein binding. The transcript is spliced from 3 exons.
CCAUGAGGACAGCUGACAAGGACCUGAAUGGCCUCAUUUUAGCCACUUCUUUGUGUGGAGCUAUUACUUGCUCCUUCAGUUCUGGUCCCUGGUGCGAAAGUGGCUCCUGAGCACCAUGAAGGUUGUCCCAGAAAAGAAUGCUGUACGGAUCCUCUGGGGCCGAGAGCGGGGCACUCGUGCCAUGGGUGCUCAGCGGCUUCUGCAGGAGCUGGUGGAAGAUAAGACUCGAUGGAUGAAGUGGGAGGGCAAGAGAGUAGAACUUCCCGAUAGUCCACGCUCGACCUUCUUACUGGCCUUCAGCCCAGACAGGACUCUCUUGGCAUCUACACAUGUGAACCAUAACAUCUAUAUCACAGAGGUUAAGACUGGCAAGUGUGUUCACUCUCUGAUUGGACACCGCCGUACUCCAUGGUGUGUCACUUUUCAUCCCACCAUCUCAGGCCUCAUUGCUUCUGGCUGUCUGGACGGGGAAGUUAGGAUUUGGGAUUUACAU